Plenodomus lingam JN3 is the source of this 2493-nucleotide messenger RNA. The record is from RefSeq and is a predicted model, not a curated record. Lineage: Eukaryota; Fungi; Ascomycota; Dothideomycetes; Pleosporales; Leptosphaeriaceae.
AUGUCGGCUGAACCAGACCACACCAAGCCAAAGGUGGAUUUGUCAAAGCAAGUCAUCACCCAGAAAACACGUGGCCCCGCUGCUGGCUCUCAUACUGACCCGCCACAGCACGACGAGACUGCAACCGCCAUUCUCAAGAAGAAGAAGAAGCCAAACUCGCUCAUUGUCACCGACGCCGUCAAUGAUGACAACUCGAUCAUCGCCCUCUCCAACAACACCAUGGAGACGCUCCAGCUCUUCCGUGGCGACACGGUGCUUGUCAAGGGCAAGAAGCGCAAGGACACUGUUCUCAUUGUGCUCGCCGACGACGACCUAGAUGACGGCUCUGCACGGAUAAACCGCGUGGUUCGCCACAACUUGCGAGUCAAGCACGGCGAUGUCAUCACCAUCCACCCGUGCCCAGACAUCAAAUACGCCAAGCGUAUCGCGGUUCUCCCCAUUGCCGACACGGUCGAGGGCAUCACGGGCUCAUUAUUCGACGUCUUCCUCGCCCCAUACUUCCGCGAGGCCUACCGACCCGUCCGCCAGGGCGACACAUUCACAGCUCGCGGCGGUAUGCGACAAGUCGAGUUCAAGGUCGUAGAGGUGGACCCACCAGAGUUUGGCAUUGUCGCACAAGAUACUGUCAUCCACUGCGAAGGCGAGCCGAUCCAGCGCGAGGAUGAAGAGGGCAACCUCAACGAGGUCGGAUACGAUGACAUUGGUGGCUGCCGCAAGCAAAUGGCACAAAUUCGUGAGCUCGUCGAGCUGCCCCUGCGGCAUCCUCAGCUCUUCAAGUCGAUUGGUAUCAAACCCCCGCGUGGUAUUCUCAUGUACGGGCCUCCUGGUACCGGUAAGACACUGAUGGCGCGUGCUGUUGCCAACGAGACGGGUGCCUUCUUCUUCCUGAUCAACGGUCCCGAGAUCAUGUCAAAGAUGGCUGGUGAGUCGGAAUCCAACCUGCGCAAGGCUUUUGAGGAGGCAGAGAAGAACUCCCCCGCCAUCAUCUUCAUCGAUGAGAUCGACUCGAUCGCGCCCAAGCGUGACAAGACCAACGGCGAGGUCGAGCGUCGUGUCGUCUCACAAUUGCUCACCCUCAUGGACGGAAUGAAGGCUCGUUCCAAUGUUGUCGUCAUGGCCGCCACCAACCGACCCAACUCGAUCGACCCUGCCCUUCGUCGUUUCGGACGUUUCGAUCGCGAGGUCGACAUUGGUAUUCCUGACCCUACUGGCCGUCUCGAGAUUAUGCAGAUCCACACCAAGAACAUGAAGCUUGCCGACGACGUUGACCUACAGACCAUUGCAGCCGAGACUCACGGUUAUGUUGGUUCGGAUUUGGCAUCGCUCUGUUCAGAGGCUGCCAUGCAGCAGAUUCGUGAGAAGAUGGAUCUCAUUGAUUUGGAUGAGGACACGAUCGACGCCGAGGUGCUCGACUCGCUCGGUGUUACCAUGGAGAACUUCCGCUUCGCUCUCGGUGUCUCCAACCCAUCUGCUCUCCGCGAAGUCGCCGUUGUCGAGGUUCCCAACGUCCGAUGGGAGGACAUUGGUGGUCUUGAGGAUGUCAAGCGCGAGCUCAUCGAGUCCGUCCAGUACCCCGUCGACCACCCCGACAAGUUCCUCAAGUUUGGCAUGUCUCCUUCGCGCGGUGUGCUCUUCUACGGUCCUCCUGGUACGGGUAAGACGCUUCUUGCCAAGGCUGUUGCCAACGAGUGCGCGGCCAACUUCAUCUCCAUCAAGGGUCCCGAGCUGCUUUCCAUGUGGUUUGGUGAGUCUGAGAGCAACAUUCGUGACAUUUUCGACAAGGCGCGUGCAGCUGCACCCUGUGUCGUCUUCCUGGACGAGUUGGAUUCGAUUGCCAAGUCUCGUGGUGGAUCCCAGGGCGAUGCCGGUGGUGCUUCGGAUCGUGUCGUCAACCAGCUUCUUACCGAGAUGGACGGUAUGACAUCGAAGAAGAAUGUCUUCGUCAUUGGCGCCACCAACCGUCCCGAGCAGCUCGACAACGCGCUCUGCCGUCCUGGACGUCUUGACACGCUCGUCUACGUUCCCCUGCCCGACCAGGCCUCGCGUGCCAGCAUCUUGAAGGCUCAGCUCCGCAAGACUCCUGUCGCGGACGAUGUCAACAUCGACUUCAUCGCCGCCAACACGCACGGCUUCUCUGGUGCCGAUCUGGGUUUCGUUACACAGCGCGCUGUGAAGCUCGCCAUCAAGCAGUCCAUCUCAAUAGAUAUUGAGCGCCGCAAGGCCCGCGAGGCUGCCGGCGAGGAUGUGGACAUGGAGGACGAUGCCGAGGACCCGGUGCCCGUACUGACCAAGGCCCACUUUGAAGAGGCUAUGCGCUCCGCUCGUCGUUCCGUCACCGAUGUCGAGAUUCGCCGGUACGAGGCGUUUGCCCAGUCGAUGAAGAACUCUGGCGGCGGCUCCAGCUUCUUCCGCUUCCCCGACGCUGAGCAGGCUGCUGCUGGCGAGGGCAAUGCGUUUGGUGCGGCGGCCGAGGAUGAGGACCUGUACAACUAG